UAGAGAUGACCUGAAAUGGAACAAUGUGGCACUAUGCAGUGCGCCACCUGCUGGACAUUUGCAGGACUGUCUUUCACACAUUUACACUGGACAGAAUCUUCUGUAUUUGAUUAUCAAACUCAGACUGCAAUGCAUCACUUUUCAUUCAAUACCUUAUCUUUAUACAGUGCCAAAUUUUGUUAUUUAUGAAGGAGAUUUUUAUAUUCCCCACAGCUUUUUGAAACACACAAAGCCUAGCAUUUAUUGGAAAGGAUGGGGACAUUAGGAUAACUCUGACAGGGAGGUUUUCUCAUAUAAUAAUCCAGAGACAGAGGUUUGAUUGUUGAGGCUCCUCUAGUAUAUCACAGGAUGAUCUUCUCCUGGAUCAGAGCCAUUUCCCCACAUUAAACAGAAGCUUUUAGACAAAUUUAUUACUUGGACUUUGCUCUGAGGUAUAAAAACUUUCUCAACCAGUAUUAAAUGUGCUCCAAAUGGUAAAAAAUAUACAAUCUUCCCAUGCUUUCUUGUAAUAUUCUGAGACGUUGCGUUUUUAAGAUGGCAAAAGUAGUUUUAAUUUAAAGUGUGUUACAACGAAUAUAAUUGCUGCUGGUGCGUAUAAUCGAGCAUCUUUAUCCCUGCUGGUCAAGCCUAAACCCAAAGGACUCGUUUUCACCCUCAGCAGUGACUGACAUCUGCGCGCUCUCGCCUCUCUCUCUCUCUCUCCUCGCGCGCGCGCGUUGUGCUUCCCAUCUGCGCUUCUCCCAGUCGGUCACGCCGCGCGCUCUCCUUCCUCCGUCCCCGUCUGGACCCUGUCGGAUUAAUGUUACAGCACUUCUCCGGACUGUACGAUGAAAGCCAGACCUCUCGUCAUUUUCCACACCUGCUACUUUCUGUUUGUUCUUCUGUCAGGGGUUUCCUGCUCCGAGGCAGAGCACCGGCUGUUCUCCGUCAUCUUCUCCAGUUAUAACCAGUACAUCAGACCAGUGGAGAAUGUGUCGGACCCGGUCAUCGUUCAGUUUGAGGUGUCCAUGUCACAACUCGUCAAAGUGGAUGAGGUGAACCAGAUUAUGGAGACCAAUCUUUGGCUGCGACAUAUUUGGAAUGAUUAUAAGCUCAGGUGGAAUCCCAAGGAUUUCGGAGGGGUCGAGUUCAUCCGUGUGCCCUCCAACAAGAUCUGGAAGCCGGACAUUGUGUUGUACAACAAUGCAGUCGGAGAUUUCCAGGUGGACGACAAAACCAAAGCUCUUCUGCGCUACAACGGAGACGUAACCUGGAUCCCACCGGCCAUCUUCAAGAGCUCCUGCAAGAUCGACGUCACAUACUUCCCGUUCGACUACCAGAACUGCACCAUGAAGUUUGGCUCGUGGACCUACGACAAGGCCAAGAUCGACCUGGUGCUGAUCGGUUCCACCAUCAACCUGAAGGAUUUCUGGGAAAGCGGCGAGUGGACGAUUAUCGACGCUCCCGGAUACAAGCACGACAUCAAGUACAACUGCUGCGAGGAGAUCUACACGGACAUCACGUACUCGCUCUACAUCCGCCGCCUGCCUCUGUUCUACACCAUCAACAUGAUCAUUCCCUGUCUGCUCAUCUCCUUCCUGACGGUUCUGGUCUUCUACCUUCCCUCCGACUGUGGCGAGAAGGUGACGUUGUGCAUUUCCGUUCUCCUCUCGCUCACGGUUUUCCUCCUGGUCAUCACGGAGACCAUCCCGUCCACGUCUCUCGUCAUCCCCCUGAUCGGAGAGUACCUUCUUUUCACCAUGAUAUUCGUCACGCUCUCCAUCGUGAUCACGGUCUUCGUGCUGAACGUGCAUUACCGCACGCCGAAGACGCACACCAUGCCGAGUUGGGUGCGGCGCGUCUUUCUGAGUUUGCUCCCUCGGGUCAUGUUCAUGACGCGGCCUGAGAAAGACCCGGAGAGACCGGAGAGACCGUGCGCUCUUCAUGCUCCGGUUUCUGCCAAUCCGCACGUUCUGUCGCACCGUCCUCCGCUCCUUCUGUGCACGACUGAGCUCAACAACCUGGCCGAGGCGUCCAAGAUGGCGUCCGGCUUUCUGUGUCGAGACGGCCGAUGCACAUGCUGCUGGAAUCAACACGCCACCGAAGCGGGAGAAGACGGAGGAGGAGGAGCCAGUCCCGGCUCCAGCUCCAGGUCCUCGGAUGGGCUUCUGUGCGCGUCCGCUCUCUCACCACAAGUCAGAGAGGCCAUCGAGAGCGUCAAGUACAUCGCAGAAAACAUGAGGCUGCAGAACGAGGCCAAGGAGGUCCAGGAUGACUGGAAGUAUGUUGCCAUGGUGAUUGAUAGGAUCUUCCUGUGGGUGUUUGUCCUGGCGUGCAUUCUGGGAACGGCCGGACUCUUCCUGCAGCCGCUCCUGUUGGGCGAGGACAUGUGACGCCUUCACACACACAGACUUUAAAUCCCAACAUUUUGAUAAUCAGAAUCUAAUUUUAGCGACCCUAAAUCGGCAUUUUUGUACGUAUUUAUAUCACGUUUGGUUUAGGGACCUCUAAGGGUUAAACGGAGCAGCAUCAUCGACUUUCAAGAAGAUUUCUGUGCACCCACCCCACGGCUUACUCGGUGUCAAUUCACAUUUUAAUCAAAGUCGUGCAACCCCGUUACCUUAUACAAGGAUAAAAAACAUUUGGUUGAAGGACAGACUGAAUGUUUGGCGAGUGUCUGAGGCUUAUUAGAGGAUUCAGUGUUUUAAAAGAAUAAUUCACCCACAAAUGGACAUUUAUCUGCCCUCCAGUUGUUCCUUUUUUUCUUUUGUGGUUCCAGAAUUUUUGUGUAGCAGCUCCAAAAUAUGGAUAAACAGAAUAAAACAUACACAGACACAAUUCUGACUUUUUUCUUUCAGUUUAAAGUUUGUGAAUGAAUUCAGAAUUGCCAGAUAAAAAGUAGCAGUUAGCCUACCUUCAUUUUUUUUUUUCCCAUGGCCGAAAUAAGCUUCCACACCAAAAUGAAUGAAUGAAUCUGUUCAGUCCAUGAGAGAAUCGUUCGGUCCGGUUUGAGAGCCCGUUCAUGUCCUUGUAGUGAGAGGAGCUGUGUGAAGAUUCCUCAGAAAUUCUGCUUUUGUCUUGCAUGGAAAAAUAACAGCAUUCAGGUUUGGAAUGACAUGCGGGUGAGUAAAUAAUGGAGUUUUUAUUUUUAUUUUUUAUGCAUUAUCCCUUUAAAGUGUAUUCAAAUGUGAUAUGGCUGUUUUUUUUGUCGUUGGUUUUUUGUCAUUUAUGAUCAUUUUGUUACAUUGAAAAAAUAAUUUUAAUCUAACAAAAACACUUGUCAGAUGUAAAAAUACAGACUUCGAAAAAGUCAAAACUCUUUGAGCUUUACACUUACUUUCAUCACCACCUAGUGGUUACUUUGAGCAGUUCCAGUAUAAUUCAGUGAUGGGUAUCUUCAACAGUCAACACAACCCCAUGUUGUUUUCCCUACAUGUAAUUUGUGUCUGUUCACUGUUAAUCAAUUCUUAAUGUAAAACCCUGAUGCACAUUUCCAACUCUUCAAGCAAAUAAAGAAACACUGAGAACUAUGA
Megalobrama amblycephala (Wuchang bream) is the source of this 3512-nucleotide messenger RNA. RefSeq names its product cholinergic receptor, nicotinic, alpha 3 (gene chrna3). The transcript is spliced from 6 exons. Bases 828 to 2372 code for a protein of 514 amino acids. The record is from RefSeq and is a predicted model, not a curated record. Gene Ontology annotation, molecular function: acetylcholine-gated monoatomic cation-selective channel activity; transmembrane signaling receptor activity. Gene Ontology annotation, cellular component: postsynaptic membrane; neuron projection; synapse. Lineage: Eukaryota; Metazoa; Chordata; Actinopteri; Cypriniformes; Xenocyprididae. Gene Ontology annotation, biological process: monoatomic ion transmembrane transport; regulation of membrane potential; signal transduction.